AUGGGUUGGCCCAAGGACUGCAGUGAGGUCUCUGCUGGCAGCCCCAGCGGUGUCUACGUCACCCAGCCCACAGGGCUGCACCCCAUUGUGGUGUACUGUGAAAUGAAUGAGAAUGAUGGGGGCUGGACGGUCAUCCAGAGGAACCGGCAGAGCACAGAGAUCACCUGGGCCGAGUCCUGGAACACCUACAAGUACGGCUUUGGGAGUGUGCACGCUGAGUACUGGCUGGGCACCGAGUACAUCCAUCGGAUCUCCCAGCAGAAGGUCUACCAGGUCAGGUUUGUCAUCUGGGAUGCUGCAACCAACACCAAGUUCGCAGACUACAACCUCUUUAGUGUGGAAGAUGAGUCCCACGGCUACCGGCUGAGGCUGGGAGUGUACUCCGGGACCGCAGGGGAUGCCAUGGACUCAGACAAUCCCAGGAAUGUACACAACAACAUGAAGUUCUCUACAAAAGAUCGGGAUCAAGACACUUAUAGAGGGAACUGUGCCUCCAGAUCUGGGGGUGGGUGGUGGUACUCAGCGUGUUACUCCGUACAGCUGAACGUCAAGGGGGGCAUAACGUGGGGCAGCCUGUGCAACAAGAACUGCAAAGCUUCUGCCAUCCUCAUCAAACCAGCUCUGAAUCAUUAG
Molecule: messenger RNA, 633 nt
Organism: Tauraco erythrolophus (red-crested turaco)
Lineage: Eukaryota; Metazoa; Chordata; Aves; Musophagiformes; Musophagidae
Source: RefSeq, a predicted model, not a curated record